GCUGCUGGGAGAUGUAGUUCUGGCGGGUUUACAGGAGCAUGUGGACUGGGGCGAUGAGCGCUGGAAGGGUGACCAGAAGCGGGAGGAAGAUACUGGGAGGGGGAAAGAGCCGGGAGGCUGAGCCCGAGGAGCAGGCGGCAGCCCAGGUUAAGGCCGGGUCCUCAGGAUCAGCAGGCGGUAAGAGACGGAUAGCGGUGGAAUAUGAGGCGGCGGACGGCACGGACAAGAAGCUCAAGUGGGAACCGAAGAACUGGAGGAAACAACUGGAGAACAUCCGGCAGAUGAGGAGCGGCCGCGACGCCCCCGUGGAUCAGAUGGGGGCAGAGAAGUGUUUUGACCAGAAGGCAGAGCCGCAGGUAUCCGACAUAGCAGCGGAGAACAUAUCACUGGUGUCAUAGGAAGACUACAUUUACAAGGUGCAGAAAUGGCACAAGCGCUGUGAUAAGGGCGGCGCGGUUCUUUGACUCACUUCAGCCAUGUCCCUUUCUCUCGACAUCCGUGACAGUCUGCGAUCCAUCCUCGGUUCCGUGAUUUUCAGUCAUCCGUGUGUCACUACUGGGCUGAAAACUAGUUUCCAGAGCAUCUUCCAGCAUUGAUCCGUGAAAACCACAGACCAAACAUGGAUGUGUCACUUGGUUUUCAUGG
This is a messenger RNA of Bufo bufo (common toad), 645 nucleotides long. It is a transcript of the gene NTHL1, whose product is annotated as nth like DNA glycosylase 1. Gene Ontology annotation, biological process: nucleotide-excision repair; base-excision repair, AP site formation. Gene Ontology annotation, molecular function: DNA-(apurinic or apyrimidinic site) endonuclease activity; oxidized pyrimidine nucleobase lesion DNA N-glycosylase activity. NCBI's taxonomy places the organism in Eukaryota, Metazoa, Chordata, Amphibia, Anura, Bufonidae. The transcript has 2 exons. The record is from RefSeq and is a predicted model, not a curated record. Gene Ontology annotation, cellular component: nucleus. Bases 39 to 398 code for a protein of 119 amino acids.